AGAUUCUUUUCAAUAUCAAAUGUUUUCAAUCAGUGAUGAUUUUCAAAUUUGAUCUAGUAAGUCUGUUGAGCAUCUCAAUCAUAACAUGGAACUCUUUUUAUGUCGAUGGGACUCAAUUGGAGUCACCAAAGUGCGCGAGCUGUGACAGUGUUCAGUACGCGUGCGCUGGUCUUGCAACCUCCGGCAUCUUCUGCGAUAAUGCAACAGAUCGAGAGAAAAUUAAACCAAAAAAAACCGCUACAAAAGGAACACUUGCACAAUGUGUGCCCGAUGAUUACGAAGUGACAGGUGAUAUAUGGGAUUGGUGCUGCUUUUGGAACCCGAAAAUGGGAUGCCAACAGCUUACGGGACACUACUAUCAGCUGCAUGAAGACUGGAAUAUUACCUGUAUGCUCUGUCUGUGGUCGUGCGGCUGCGAUACAGGAGCAAAUGAAGCCAGAAGUGGCCUUGCCAGAGUACUGCUGCUUUGCUACACUAUUAUCGGAAUUUACUCUAAACUAUUGUACAUAUACGAAAUAUACUAAGAAUUCUUGCAGUUUCCACUUUUA
Molecule: messenger RNA, 548 nt
Organism: Drosophila miranda
Lineage: Eukaryota; Metazoa; Arthropoda; Insecta; Diptera; Drosophilidae
Exons: 3
Coding region: 36-524 (162 amino acids)
Source: RefSeq, a predicted model, not a curated record